AUGGAAGACUUGUUAGACCUCUCGUGGAAUGUGUGUUCGCACGUUAGCGCCUGUUUGGGAGUUUCUAUGUUGUGGCUUCGUGAAUGGAAGGCCAGGAAAAUCGAUGCUCGUUAUUCCUUAAUUUUAAAGCGCUAUUCAAGAUUCUUCGUUUCAAUUUAUCACAUUCAAACGCAGCCAAGAGGAAAAGGAAGCAAGGGUUUGGGAAAGGGUGGAGCCAAGAGGCACAGGAAGGUGCUGAGGGACAACAUUCAGGGCAUAACAAAGCCGGCUAUUCGUCGUCUGGCUCGCCGUGGGGGAGUAAAGCGUAUUAGCGGGCUCAUCUACGAGGAGACUCGCGGCGUACUCAAGAUCUUUCUCGAGAACGUCAUUCGUGAUGCCGUAACCUACACUGAACACGCUCGCCGCAAAACCGUGACGGCUAUGGACGUCGUUUACGCGCUCAAGAGGCAAGGCCGCACGCUCUACGGCUUUGGAGGAUAAGGCAUUUUAGGAUUAGGGUUGAAAAAUCGUUUCUGGUGAAAUUCUGUAUGAAUUGCAGUUCCUUUUGUUCGUAGGGUUUUGUAUUGGAAUCAAUUGAAUAUCUCUAUUGAAGGACUGUUGAGGUCUGUGCUUAGACAUUUCGGUGUUUACAUCA
This is a messenger RNA of Olea europaea var. sylvestris, 634 nucleotides long. RefSeq names its product histone H4-like. Gene Ontology annotation, biological process: nucleosome assembly. Gene Ontology annotation, cellular component: nucleosome. Lineage: Eukaryota; Viridiplantae; Streptophyta; Magnoliopsida; Lamiales; Oleaceae. The transcript is spliced from 2 exons. Bases 1 to 480 code for a protein of 159 amino acids. The record is from RefSeq and is a predicted model, not a curated record. Gene Ontology annotation, molecular function: structural constituent of chromatin; protein heterodimerization activity; DNA binding.